Pelobates fuscus (common spadefoot toad) is the source of this 7240-nucleotide messenger RNA. RefSeq names its product NEDD4 E3 ubiquitin protein ligase (gene NEDD4). The record is from RefSeq and is a predicted model, not a curated record. Gene Ontology annotation, molecular function: ubiquitin protein ligase activity; protein binding; transcription coactivator activity. Gene Ontology annotation, biological process: neuromuscular junction development; ubiquitin-dependent protein catabolic process; receptor internalization. The transcript is spliced from 25 exons. Lineage: Eukaryota; Metazoa; Chordata; Amphibia; Anura; Pelobatidae. Gene Ontology annotation, cellular component: nucleus; cytoplasm. Bases 466 to 4446 code for a protein of 1326 amino acids.
GCUGUUCACAGCAGAGGAACAUUUAGACAUAUUGAUUCAAGUAGGGCAUGUGUUCAGCCAGAAAGGCUAAAGCAAGAAAAUACUGUUAAGAUUGAAAUGCAAGGGGACUGUUGUUCUUUCAAAUUGGAGAAUGAAUAAUUGAAACAAGGCUGGCAGUGUUUCAGCCAGAGCUGAGCUUAAAGGUCGCUGAAAAUCAAGUGCUUGGUAAGUGAAUGCAGUCAGACUACAGGCAACCCAAGACGAUGUAGAAACUGCUGCUAGGAAUGGUGUGUAUGUUCAUGACGUGCAUUGCUCUGCCCCUUGGCUCGUCAUUCUCCUCUGUUUCACUAGAACACAUGCUGCAGUUUUGUGUCUUUGCUGGCAGUGUUUUAUAACCGUUCUAGAUGUUUUUCUGCUGCAUCUGGUCUUUUCCCAGAAAGGAUGAAUGCUGUGCUUUUGAGUCAAUAAUAUGUGCAGAAAGACCAAAUGGCACGACGGUUGAGACUGCACUUUGCGACCAGAAGAAGCAACACUGAUCCUUUGCCGGACAACCCUGGAGAUGGAUUGGACAGUAACUUUCACAUGUGCUUUGAAGGAUUUACUCAAACAUCUGCACCGAGUGUGAUACAGAUGAGACUUUCUCCAAGGCAAAUUGUUCAGCAGCCCCCAUCUCCAGAAAUUGUCCUUUUGAAUCAAGGCAAUGCUCUCUCAUCACCAAGCAAAAAGAGCACAUCACUGCAGAUUUCUCUACAGCCGAGCAGGGAUAGUAGAUGUCAUCAAUCUGGCAACACUGAACCUGUAACGGAAGACAUUUCAUUCGACAGUGCUUACAAGGAUGGAAUUAAUUGUACUUAUAAUGCGAACAGGAAUUAUAGCUGUCACCCACUCGUAAAUGACCGCAGUUUUCCAAGUAGCACAUCUGCUGAUAAUAGCAGUUCGUGUAGCAUUGCUGCAAGUGACAAUGGAUCUUACAGUAGUAAUAGCAGCGAUUAUGGAUCCUGUACAAGCACUACAAGUGACACCGGUUCAUGCACCAACAGUAAUUUAAGUGACAAUAGUAGCUGCAUUCUUUCUGUGGGUGAUGGUAAUUAUUUUAGUAGUAUGAUCCGUGGAAAUCCACCAUGUUUAAAUACAGAAUCUAACAGCAGUUCUUUCAAAAAGGAUAAAUUACAAGAUGUUUUAUAUAGGAAAAAUGGCACAUAUCACUUUGACCAAGUUCCAAUAGAGAGGGAGGUGGGAAUGGGAAAAAUGGGUUCAAGAAGAAAGCCUAAGGUCCCACUGAGGCGCUGCUCUUCCUUGGUGAUCUUUCCCCAGAGCCCUUCAGACACUCCACCAACUUCCCCAACUUGUUUGGGCUCUCCAUCAAAUAAAAGCUCCUACCAGACGUCCUACCAGCUUAUGCUUUGUUCUAAUGAGCUUGCAAAUAAGGAGGAACAGGCGUCAUCUAAGGGUUUUCUUUCAACAGCAGUCAAUGGUGUUCGUCUUUCCAAAAAUACUUGCACUAUUGGUGAAGUUAGAGACAUUAAACCUCUUUACUUGAAUGACUCACAACAAGAGGGCGAGCAUCAGUUACAUGGUUCCGGAAAGGCUCCAGCUGUAAAUGAUGGGUUUUCUUGUAUUUCUGUACAUGUUAAUCACCAGAGGCCAUUGUCUGCUGGUCACGAAAGUUCUAGAGACCACAACAAAAAAAAGUUACGAGAUGAAGCUCCACUUCCUUCUGGUGCGCAGUAUCGUCAUAUUCGUCUGGUUCGCAGCACCUCUGCGUGUUCUUCCCCGCAAAAAACUGCAGAAUGCCAGACAAGUGUUACUGGAGACCGAGGAAACAAAAAUUUCCCCAAAAGAAAAUCAAAUCACACUUUUCAAAGAAGUAUAUCUGAUGGACCCCAGCAAAAAAAUUGCUCUUCCUCUUCCAGUCUUAAGUACAAUAAUCCCAAAUUAGGGUCAUCCCAUUUGCACAUACAGUUUACACCUGGGAAUGAAAGCAGAAUAAGUAGCUAUAAAAAGCAAUUCUUAAGAAACCCAAACAUUGAAUUGGCUAGUAAGCCCUCAGUGAAAUUCCACAAGACUAGAGAUGAUUUUCUUGGUCACGUGGAUAUUCCUCUUUAUCAUUUACCGACAGAAAAUCCACGGUUGGAGAGACCAUACACUUUUAAGGACUUCAUUCUUCAUCCUCGAAGUCACAAAUCUAAGGUCAAAGGAAAUCUUAGGUUAAAAAUGACAUAUUUACCCAAAAACAAUGGAUCAGAAGAAGACAACCCAGAUCAGGCUGAGGAGAUAGAGCCUGGCUGGAUUAUAUUGGACCAACCAGAUGCUUCUUGCCAACCCCAGCAACAACCGGAAUUAUCACCACUACCUCCAGGCUGGGAAGAAAAACAAGAUAUCCUUGGCAGAACUUACUAUGUCAACCACCAAUUUAGAAGAACACAGUGGCAUAGGCCCACACAUCAAGAUAGCACGACUGGUGCAGACAAUGGGAAUAUUCAGCGGGAAGCACAACAUGCAUUCACAACGAGGAGACAAAUCUCUGAAGAAGCCGAAGUUCCAGAGACAAGGGAAUCUCCAGAGAGCUGGGAAAUUAUAACGGAGGAUGAAACCACUGUGUACAGCAACCAUAGCAGUGAGCCACAGUCUACCCAAAACAGUGACGUACAUACGGAAAUCACAGAGGAGCUUAGCACAAGUCUUAAUAUUUCUGGGAAUAGUCCCAGUGGCCGACAGGGCUCAUUCAACGUCCAUUCCAGCAGAGGAGAGAGCUUGCAGUCCUAUAUUAAUGAAGAGCUGCCUACAAUACCAGUUUUGCUACCUACAUCCUCUGGCUUACCCCCAGGUUGGGAGGAAAAACGUGAUGACAAAGGGAGAUUGUAUUACAUUGAUCACAAUACCAGGACGACGACUUGGGAAAAACCUGUGUUACAGCAGGGACCCAUGGAAGUUGCUCAAAUGUCUCCUGUCCAGAGUUAUUCCACUAGCCGUCAGUCACAAAUGACAGUCGGGGAAGCCACGCUUGUGCCAUUGGACCUAGAGCACAUGUUUCUCCCGAAAGGCUGGGAGAUGCGCCACGCACCAGGCGGGAGACCAUUUUUUAUCAACCAUACUACCAAAACAACUACAUGGGAAGACCCAAGAUUGAGAAUUCCAGUUCAGCUGAGGCCAAAGCCUCCUAUAGAUCUUUCCGAUCUGGGGCCGCUACCACCUGGAUGGGAAGAGAGAACACACACUGACGGAAGAGUCUUUUAUAUUGACCACCACACAAAGCGAACCCAGUGGGAGGAUCCACGCUUGCAGAAUGUAGCAAUAACAGGACCAGCCGUGCCUUAUUCCCGAGAUUACAAAAGAAAGUAUGAGUACUUCCGUAAAAAGCUGAAAAAACAGCUUGAUAUUCCGAAUAGGUUUGAAAUGAAAUUGCAUCGUACUACUAUCCUUGAAGAUUCCUACCGAAGGAUCAUUGCUGUGAAAAGGCCCGAUAUUCUGAAAGCCCGGCUUUGGAUUGAAUUUGAUGGCGAGAAAGGCUUGGACUAUGGAGGAGUUGCCAGGGAAUGGUUCUUUCUGAUCUCCAAAGAAAUGUUUAAUCCGUAUUAUGGACUUUUUGAAUAUUCUGCUACUGAUAAUUACACAUUACAGAUCAAUCCGAAUUCUGGACUAUGUAAUGAAGAUCACCUUUCAUACUUCAAGUUUAUUGGUCGUGUGGCAGGGAUGGCAGUGUAUCAUGGAAAGCUUCUGGAUGCAUUUUUUAUUCGGCCAUUUUAUAAAAUGAUGCUUCAGAAACCAAUAACACUGAAUGACAUGGAAUCUGUGGACAGUGAAUAUUACAAUUCCCUCCAGUGGAUACUUGAGAAUGAUCCCAUAGAAUUAGACUUACGAUUCACUGUUGAUGAAGAGCUUUUUGGACAGACUCAUCAACAUGACCUGAAGCCUGGAGGCUCAGAAAUCGUUGUCACCAACAAAAACAAGAAAGAGUAUAUUCACCUUGUCAUACAGUGGAGAUUUGUAGAAAGAGUUCAGAAACAGAUGGCUUCUUUUAAAGAGGGCUUUUUUGAGCUGAUACCACAGGAUUUGAUUAAAAUAUUUGAUGAAAAUGAGUUGGAGCUGCUAAUGUGUGGAUUAGGAGACGUUGAUGUCAAUAACUGGAAAGAACAUACAAAAUACAAGAAUGGAUAUUCCCAGGGACACCACGUUAUACAGUGGUUUUGGAAGGCUGUGUUAAUGAUGGAUGCAGAAAAAAGAAUACGGUUACUUCAGUUUGUCACUGGCACUUCCCGUGUACCCAUGAAUGGAUUUGCUGAGCUUUAUGGCUCCAAUGGACCACAGUUGUUUACAGUUGAAAAAUGGGGCACUCCAGAUAAACUUCCAAGGGCGCACACAUGCUUUAACCGCCUAGACUUGCCACCAUAUGAGUCAUUUGAGGACCUUUGGGACAAGCUACACAUAGCAAUUGAAAAUGCUCAAGGCUUUGAUGGAGUGGAUUAAAGAAAAUGGCUGGAAAAGUUCUAAAAUAGUGCUGUGUUUACGUGAAGAGUCCAUUUCCCAGGGAACUAAUAUAGUAUUAUUUGACAUGUUAAUUGGGAAGAUCCUCAGAUGUGAAGCAGUUUCACAUAUGUGAGUGUGUAUGAGUAUAAAUAUAUAUAAUAUACACACACUGAAAAUGAUUGAAUUCUGUCUUGCCUAAAAAAAGGAUAUUCAUUUUAUUUUCCUAAUUUUGAUUACCUCUUCAUAAAGACAGGAAAGUAUUUGGAAUACAAAACUACUGAACUAUGGACUGUGAAAAGUGGAUGUGAUUAUUCGAAAGGUAGUGCCUGCCCCUUUGAUGUUAACUAAUACAACAAAAUGGGCUCCAAGACCCCAAAACUGCUGGACUUGCCAGUGCUCAGGCCCCUUCAACUGUUAAAAAUAAACUUGAUGCUGCUUCAGGCUGUGUAAUGUUCUUAAUCACCAGACACUUUAAUAAAAAAAUCCUAUCCAUCUAAUUCAGUGGUUCUUGAACGUUUUAGUCACACCAAGAGCUGGAUCCUCAGACUUUUUUUUUAAUUGGAUCCCAACUGCAUGGGUCAGGCACGUCAUAUGAAUCCGGCCCUAGUCCACUGGCCUCAAUAAACUGAUCCUUACAGCACCACAGCAUGGGAACAGUCUAAAGAUGGUUAUUUGUUUAUUUAGCUUUUUAUGUAUUGGUUUAAAAUGGAGGUGUGUCACAGAAAUAAUUUUACAAUUAAAGAUUGUUUCACCGAGUUGAUGCCAUGUAAAUAAUCUGGGUCCCUGUCAAAAACAUUUAAGAACCACUGAUGCAAUUCAACUUUUUUGAGCCACCCUCACUGUUGCUAUUCCUGCAUUUUAUCUGUGUUAUAGGCUAGGAAAAAGAAAGAAUUAAUUUUUAUAUGGAGAAAAGAUUAAGCCGCUGAAUUUCUUCUAUUCAGAUGCUUGGUUUAUAUAUAUAUAUAUAUAUUUUUAUUAAGGGUGUGUUCUGUUUUACUCUGUUUUAAAAACUUAGCGAAAGCUUUCAUAAGUGAAUUCUAUUUUCCAGUUAGGAGAAGUGUUUUUCUUCUAUUAUGUGGAACAUGUAAAUUAGGGUAGGGUGUGCACACAUUAAUUCAGGGGCAGACAACAAGUAGCUUAUUACCUCUUUCCAGAAAUAAACUCAAAGCAUUGUGGGAAAAAAGGACUUCAACAGCUGUGGUCUGUCUGGCUACCCCUGAAUUAAUUAUUGCAAACUUGCACAGUUUUACAGUACAGACAUGUUUACAGAUUUGUAUAUGUUUACACUUACUCUAGCUUAAUAUCUAUACAUGUAUGUGUGCAUACAAAUCCUUCACUUUUAGCCUAGUUACCAAAUAAUUUGUUACAAUGCAAUUUAACCAAAAUCAUAGUGUAAUAAUGUGUGAUUACGUGUCCUUUUUUGUUCACUCUGUGAAAUUGUGUUUUUUUUUCUACACUUAAAUUAUUUUCCUAUGUCAAUACCUGCAGUUGUUUUUAUUACUAAUCUGACUGCUACUUCCGAGUUUCAAUUCCUCUAAAGAAUUUUUCAGUAUAAAUUAAAUUUACUUUUUAGCUUACCUAGCAGUCAAAUGUAACACUUUAGUUUGUAAUAACCUGCACACACUCUGUCGUUUUACACGUAGGUAAACUGCAAUCCGGGCUGAUAAUUUGCUAUGCAGUAAAUUGAUAUAUGCAAUGUAAACACGAUGCAGAUUGCAACCUUUCUCAGACCUUUUAUGUUCUAUACCGUGCAAACAGGCUCGUGAAACCAGUAGUAGAAAUUAUACAAAGCACAAUUUGUAGAUGGGUAACCUGCAUUGACGAGCACACAUACAAUGUUGUGCUGUAUAGAGAGUUUAGUUGGUUAUCGGAGAGGUUUGAUUCAAGCCAGGCAUAUGUAUAUCCUAGAUGCAGUAGCAGCUUCGUUUUCAAUGACUUAUCAGCAGCAUCUCAAAUGAUAAGGCAGUAACGCACCGUGGUUCUUAACCCCCGAGUCAGGACCCGAAUUUGAAUCCCUUUGUAAACCCAGUUAAUACCAAUGUUUGGAACAAGCAAGUCAUUUUGAUGAGUGGCCAUAUCUCCCUGAGUGCAAUGAGAAACCCUUCUGACCCUGGGAAGAGAGUUUUGCAGAAAUAUAUUUUUAUAUAUAUAUAUUAUAUAACAGGUGACAAAAUGGCUUUUGGGGUGUAACUUUACAAUUGAUGAUAUGCUUGUGAUAUGGGUCCCGGUUGAUUGGGGAAAGAGCCACUAAUGUAACGCAUGUUUGCUUGCAUAAUAUCGCAGUGUAUGUGAUAACAUAUGAUAUGCAAUAGGUUUACAUGUUAUCCAUAUUAAGCAACCAAUCAGAUAUGUUUAACAGUAUGCUCACAUAUUAGUAUCCUGACUUGAAUCAUGUGUACAGUGACUGCUGCUUGAGAGACCUGCUACUCAUUCAUAGCAAUGUUUUGCAAACUCUAAAGCAGCAAAGUGGCUAAGUACUUUCUGUUACAGAAAGAAAAUGUAAUGUGUCUUAGAUUUUCUACAACCUAUUUUGUUUUUGUUUUUUUCUGAUUUUAUUUUUCUUGCUGCACUGUUAUUCCUAAAAGUAUUUCUUGUAAAUACUUGAUAAUUUAUAGAAAGUAAAAGGAUUGUUUAAGUAUAUAGUCUGAUAUUUUAUACAAAUUCAUUGAGGCAAAGCAACAAAUGUAUAGAUGCAAAUGUUGGAAUAUUUGUUUCAUAUUUUUUAGUCUGAAAUGCUCACAACACCGUAAGUAUCCUGAAGCAGUAAAUAAAGAUUAAUUCAACUACCAUUGCA